CAGAGGUGCGGGCCGAGAACGACCCCCAUGGGGAGUGAGCUGCAGGCGCCCCCUGGCCCGGGGCUGGCGUCCGGGCGGAUGCUGGGAGCCCGGCAUGCACCCACCCUCACCGCUUCGGGGGCUCCGGCGGGACUGACAGGAGCCGCUGCGGGGCCGCGCAGGCCAGGAGUCCUUGACCCCAUGGACCUUCUCCGCACAUGGCCUUACCAGGUCCAACACCCUGGACGAAUGGUAUGGCGUGUACUCGGCUUGGGAAGACAUGAUGGAGAAGUACCUGAACCCUGCCCUGCGCAUGUCCUACAUCACCUACUCCACAACAUCCCGUGUCAGGAUGCCGCUCACCGGGAACAGGGGAACCUUUGCUCGAGUUAUGAGUGAAAUGAAAGAUAACUCACUUUCGGGUAUGGAGUCAAACUUGCAGGAGGGACUGAAACAGGCUAUCGAGCAGAUGGAACGAGCCAAUUCCGCUGCAAAGGUUUUAAGUGUGAUCAUCGCGCUGGUCAGUGGACCGAUCCCAAAAGCUUCAUUUGAGGAGGCUAAGGUGCAGGCUGCAAAGGCUCGGAGCCUGGGGGCAUACAUUUACGUGGUGGGUGUGAUGACCUAUGAGAAAUACCAGCUGGAGGCCAUUGCUGACAGCCCAGACCACGUAGAGGUGGUGGAAGGUCCAUCCAAGAGCCUGCAUGCACACGUGGACUGGUUUUGUACAAGGGCCUGUCUGGAGUUAAGAGAAGUGGAUCCUGAUCCCGUGUGUGCUGGAGAUGACAUUGUCAACUUCAUUGGUUACGGCUUUCAUAACGCCAAGACCGAGGACAACAUAAUCUGUAGGUUCAAGUUCAGUGACCGUGAUGUGGUUGAGGAAAAAGCGGUGCGUUUAGUAGGCAGGUUUAAGAUACAGUGCCCUCUGCCCAAGAAAGCGAAACCUAAUCAGAAGAUCAUUGUGGAAGUCAGCCUGAACAAAGGGAGGAACUUCUUAGCCAACGAUGUCAGCAUGACGGUCGUGCACUGCCCUGUUCGGAGAACGACCACCGUGCGUACGACCAUCAGAACCACGACUACUACGAAACCGCCUCCGCCCCCAACGCCCCCACCGACUACGAAACCAACCACCAUACCUACUACAAAGCUGACCACCACGACGACUCCUCCCACCACGACAACGACCCCUCCCCCACCGCCUCCGCAGCACCAUAAUCACCGUGCCUCACCCCAGCCUAGCUUUGGUGAUCACCACAUUCGCCCUGGCCUUGGCGCUGAUCUCAGUGCUGCUGUGGUGGCUCUGGUGGCUGUGCUGCAGGGAGCUGUUGCAGUCACAGAUAUUGUCUUCCCACUGUGGCUGCACCUGACCCUGAGCCUGGCCUCACUCUGGCCUCCUGCCCAGGCUGGUCCCAAGAACUUGGCCUGGGACACCUGA
Molecule: messenger RNA, 1411 nt
Organism: Lepus europaeus (European hare)
Lineage: Eukaryota; Metazoa; Chordata; Mammalia; Lagomorpha; Leporidae
Product: anthrax toxin receptor-like
Exons: 15
Coding region: 260-1411 (383 amino acids)
Cellular component (GO): membrane
Molecular function (GO): signaling receptor activity
Source: RefSeq, a predicted model, not a curated record